This is a messenger RNA of Diaporthe batatas, 1725 nucleotides long. RefSeq lists its product as uncharacterized. NCBI's taxonomy places the organism in Eukaryota, Fungi, Ascomycota, Sordariomycetes, Diaporthales, Diaporthaceae. Bases 1 to 1725 code for a protein of 574 amino acids. The record is from RefSeq and is a predicted model, not a curated record. The transcript is spliced from 3 exons.
AUGCCCGCCACGGAGCUGCAGGUCGUCAACUUGGGCAGCGCCGAGCAGCCCAAUGUUUUCUUUGGCACACAGGGUGGCAUUGAGUCUUGGCGGGCCCUGACAGGACCACAUCUUACCUACCUAGGUAACCCCAAGGAAGCGGAAGGUGGUGUUGUUACCCUCUGUAUCGCAGUCGCUACACUGAGCAACGACAUGGGCACUGUUACCAGGCAGCCUGCCAAUAAGAUGCGCGCGAGGAAGGCAAUGGUCCAGAAGGCGACCAAUCGCCCAAGGCAAGCCGCUGUGGAUGCUUGCCUCAGAAGGGUAGAGGGCCUGUGCCAGACAAGCGGCAUCGACUGUGUUAUCGUCCGGGUCUUUGAUGCCGCAGAGGACAAGAGCGCGUGCAAGCGAGUUCUUCGAGAGAGGGACGGUUGGCGUAACUUGCCAUUCCGAGUCGCGUACUAUCUUGACAUCGAACCUUCUCCCUGGACCGGUCAGCAUCUCGACGCAACUACCUCGCCCCAGUGCUUCGCGGAUGCCCUGGACAUGGCCCGCCGACUCAACGGUGCACCAACAGACAUGCCAGAUGCAAUGAAGUCUCGACUUCAGAACCUGUUUAACAUCUAUGUUGACCAAUGCAUUGACCACAUAUACCAGUCUGCACUGCUGGUUGCUGUGACGCCGUAUGCUGCGUUGGGAAAGGUGGUCAAGUGGUUCACCCGCAAUCGGGCGUCCGUGCUUGCUGUGGACGAGGCACACGUGAUGCAGUGCGUGUUCAACCAGUCCACGUUCCUCUUCGCCUUCGAUCCCCGGCAGCUCCCAGCCUUUAGUGCAUCUAAAACCUCGCCAAUGGUGCCAAGGGUUAACACGUACGAGAACCAGACCAUCUCCUCCCUGGCCGAGCGCCUGUUCACUCUCGAGUGGCCUAUCAUCUCAAUGGACCAGCAGUUCCGGGUGCUGCCUGGCCUCUUUGACCCUGCACGCGAGGCCUUUUACGCACAGCGUAACAUCGUGGACAUCAGGGACCCUGGUGCCGAUACUUCUGUCACUGCUGUUGUCGAGUCGUGGUUGGGGAAGAGAGGCGGCUCGCCGCCACCUUCUGGGAAGUUCUGGCCCGCCUUCUUAAACAUCACUGGCACCAGAUGUGAGAAGGUGACGGACUCCAAGUCUUCCAUCAACCCGGAGAUGUGGGAACAGUUCUUCUCGGUGCUGUGGUACGACUUGCUGAGGCCUAAUGCAGAGUUUCGUAUCGAGUGGAACAGGCUCUGCAUCAUCACGCCGUACCGAGCCACGACGAACUAUAUCAAGGACUACCUCCGCCGUCGAGGUCUCGAGCUCACCACAUCCACUGUCGAUCUAUGGAAGGAGCCAUCACCGAUCGCGCAUCCGAGCCAGGCUGGCUAUGUAGCCGAGGCCAUUCGGGCUCUGGUCCUCACCGAGGACUCUGUUGCGCCAGACAGAGAGGAACCGACAGUGCGGCUACAUAAUCCCAUGAAGCUGGAUUGUGCCACGAUCGACUCGUACCAGGGACAAGAGAAGGACCUCGUGUUCUUCUUCAGCACAGUUUCCGCCUUGUCUGGGCCCAAGUUCGUGGCCAACGCCAACCGACUUUGUGUUGCGUUUACAAGGAUGAGGCAGGCACUAAUUGUGGUGGGAGACCCCGGUACUCGUACUCGUAAUAAAAAGGAUAUUGCGGAAUAUGGCCAGCACCUCGAUACUCGGGCGUUUAAUGGCCUUUGGGGUUAG